AUGAGCUUCACCAUUAAAUUCAAAGACCUCCUGAAUCUUGCAAUAGGCACCCCAGAUCGAGGGGUGGUGAAUUUCAAUGCCCUGCAUAUGUUGCUGCAUAGCAUCAUAGAACACCUCAACCUGGAAGAGCAGAUGAAGGUUGUUCCAGGGAAUGAGAAGGACUACCUUCCACCUAGCCCCUUCCAGGUUACAUCUGGGGAGAAGCCCGGGGAGAAGGCUGGGGAGGAUUCAGAGGAGAGUGAAGAGGAUAUAUUAUACCAUACACCAUCCGAUAGGAUUAUCAACACCUUGGACCAGCGGCUCUCUCUAGUGGAAAGCCAGAUGGCCUUUCUGGAGGCUCUGCCCUCUACAGAGCAGCUGCUAGAAAGCAGUCAGCCCUUCAAAAAACCAGCCCAAGAUAUGUGGCAGAUGUUGAAGCUCAGAAAAAAGGUAGAAGGGAAUGAAGAAGGAAUGACAAAGGCUAUGGAGACACUGCAGGAGCUGCUCACCACUAUGUAUAGCCUCCAGUCAGACACAGAUGGCUUCAGGAUGGAAAUGGAACAACUGAAGGAAAAGGUUGACAAGAUCAGCCUAGAUGAAGGAGAUAAAUAUGCCCAAGAAUUGAAAGAUCAACAGGAACAGAUGAAAAAUCUUCAGCUUGCCAUGGAAGAUAUCAAGAAUAAGCUUCACUCCUUCCCUGAUGGAAGUGAUAUUAUGCAGUGGACCACCUUACAUGAUGCCAUGUAUUCUCAAGCUGACACCAAAGAGACUUCUGAGAGGGCUGAAGCUAAGACCUCUGAAGUUACCCCUGAAGUUACCUCUGAAGUUACCCCUGAAGUUACCUCUGAAGUUACCCCUGAAGAAACACUUAAAACUCCUAAAGCUCCUAAAACUCCAAAGACCAGAAUGCCACCUGUCAAGACUGCCCGACAAAGAAAAGAUACUCUGUCAUCCCCUCUUGGUAAAGCCCUUGUUUCCAUGGGCAUCAAGGUUGGCCCAGAUACUCUUCCUUCUAUGGGCAUUGCCAUUGAUCCAGGCAUCCUCAAUGCCAUGGGCGUCACCACUGAUCCAGAGACCCUUGCUGCUAUGGGCAUCACUCCUGUCCCAGGUGCUGGCUUGGCAACUACUGGACAGCCAGGCACCACUGCUGCCUCUAGCACUGGCCAAUCAUCCAUUGGACCAUCAUCCACUGGCCCAUCAUCCACUGCAGGGCCACCACUGGGUAUUUCCCCAGACCUCAGUUGGAAUGCUUCAUCUUUCCUUGAUACUUUGGGCAUCACCCCUGAUGAAGCCACCCUUGAUGAACUUGGCAUCAAUACUAAUAGGGACAUCCUCACCACCUUGGGUUCCACAGUUGAUCCAGCUACCCUUGUGGCACUAGCAAUCCUCACUGGCAAAGGCUUGCCCGCCAGCCUGCGUCUACCAGCUCCAUUUCCAAGUUUGCCACAGGUCCAAGGCACCACUACUAAAUCAAAAACCUCUGUUGUUCCAGAGAGCUCCACCAGCCCAGAUACCACAGCUGGUGAGGGCACCUCAGCAUCAGUAAGCUCCCCUCACCCCCCUGCCAAGGUUUCCUCUCAGUUGACUCAAGAUACAUCCCCAGCCAAGUCCCUUAAGCAACUGCUGAUAGGUCAUCCUUUGAGUGCAGAGGGAAAAAGACUAACUGCAAAGAAGUCUGUGGGAAGCUUGAUCAAUUUAUCAAUAGAAUAUGAUAGCCUAAAGGAACAACUUGCCAAGUUGGAAGAGAAGGUGCAGCAGCAGGCUAACAGUAUAGCAAAUCUUCAGUUUCUAAGUUCUGUUGGGCUCACACCCCGGCUAGAGACUGAGAUGAGCACACUGCAGGACAAGAUAAAUAUUCUCCAGGAAUCAGGACAAAAGACUAAGACUUAUGAGCAGCAUUUGGAAAAGGUACAGGAACACUGUAAUCUGCUGGAAAAGGUCACCGAAACUCUACAGGAUAAAAUGGAGGAUAUCAAGGGCCUCAAGAUAGUGGUGAAACAACUAGAAAUGAGAAAGGUGGAUAAAACUCGGAUGGAAGAACAAAUGAAAGAGAAAGCAGACAAGAGCGCACUGGCCUUCAAAGCGAGCCGGGCUGACUUGGAGUUUGCCACAAUUCAAUUAAAUGACAUGAUGCAUAAUAUGCUGCAGAAGAUGUCUGUCCAUGAGCACGACUGGCAGAAGGUGCUGGAGAAGCUUUUCUUCGAUGUGGACUCCAAGCUGGGCCACAUGGACCUAGAUCCUGUGAAGAGACAGAUGGAGUAUAUCUGGAAAUUUGUUAAAAAGAACCUGAGCGAAGGCCCUCGCUUUGACGCAGACAGUGCUGCUGGCUUUAAGAAGCAACUCUUUGAUCGGGUAAAAUGCAUCUCUUGUGACCGGCCUGUGGAAAUGAUGACAAGCCCGCACAUGAUUAGUAUCCAUAAAACAAAUACGUGCCCCCGUGCCCGGCCACUCAGUGCAAACAGCUAUGAAUAUCUACAGCGACUGAAAUUAAGCGACAUGACGAACAGAAUUAUACCAUGCAACAAUUAUGUGGCGAAAGGUUAUAAACCAAUUUUUGGACUGAGAAAACGGGGUGCAACAAUUAUGCGGUGGCGACGAUUAUGCAGUGGAAUACGAGAGCAGCAACGAAUGCAGCAGCAGCAACCAACGCAGGAAAUGACUGACCUCCCUGAACAAGGCACAGAUGGCCAGUCAUAUUGGGAUAACAACUCGAGCCUGAGGCGGGUCAUGAAGAUACCAAACCUCACCACUCUUUACCCAUAUGGGGAUCCAUCCGUAUUUCCUCCUGAGAAUAGUGAAGUGAACAUUCUGGGAGUGAAUGGGGUCAUGUACAAAGGCAGGAUGGACUCUCAUGGUGCUCCACGUGCUGUUAUGACUGAGAAGGACCUGGCAGGAUUAAAGACCCCAAAGCCCCCAUCAUCCCGCAGUGGAUAUGAGCGUGUACGUUCCAGUAUCUCUAGUAGCAUCUACCCUACCUUACGCCCCAGAACCAGCAUGACAGCCCACGUCCUGCAACAGUUUGCUUUGCAGCCCAUGCUGACUUCAGGAACUCUCCAGCACUCCAUAUCCUCAAUGGCAAAUACGUCCAGCACCAGUAACAGGCCUGUUUCCAGACCAACUGCCAGUGGUAGCCCAUUCAUCGCCAAGCCCGGCUCUGCUUUGCCGAGUAACAGCUUCCAUGCCACUUCACCAAAAGAGGGAAACAAAAUGUGA
This is a messenger RNA of Trichosurus vulpecula (common brushtail), 3192 nucleotides long. RefSeq names its product chromosome 9 C16orf96 homolog (gene C9H16orf96). The transcript is spliced from 20 exons. The record is from RefSeq and is a predicted model, not a curated record. The coding region runs from base 1 to 3192 and encodes 1063 amino acids. NCBI's taxonomy places the organism in Eukaryota, Metazoa, Chordata, Mammalia, Diprotodontia, Phalangeridae.